AUGGCCGCCUCCACCAUGUCCGUCUGCUCUGACGCCUGCACCAGCGCCUCCUGGCAGGUGGACGACUGUCCAGAGAGCUGCUGCGAGCCCUCCUGCUGCGCCCCCAGCUGCUGCCAGCCCAGCUGCUGUGCCCCCUGCCUGACCCUGGUCUGCACCCCGGUCAGCUGUGUGUCCAGCCCCUGCUGCCAACCCGCCUGCACCAGCUCCUGCACGCCCUCGUGCUGCCAGCAGUCUUGCUGCCAGCCGGCCUGCUGCACCUCCUCCCCCUGCCAGCCGUCCUGCGGUGUGCCCGUCUGCUGCAAGCCCGUCUGCUGUGUGCCCGUCUGCUGUGGGGCUUCCUCAUGCUGCCAGCCCUCUUGCUGCCAGCAGUCUAGCUGUGCGCCCUCUUGCUGCCAGUCCUCCCCCUGCCAGCCGUCCUGCGGUGUGACCCUCUGCUGCAAGCCCGUCUGCUGUACCCCCGUCUGCUCUGGGUCCUCCCCUUGCUGCCAGUCCUCAUGCUGCCAGCCGUCCUGCUGUGUGCCCGUCUGCUGCAAGCCCUGCUCCAGCGUGUCCCUGCUCUGCCGCCCCGUGUGCAGACCCGCCUGCUGUGUGCCCACCUCCUCCUGCUGCGCCUCCUCCUGCCAGCCCAGCUGCUGCCGCCCGUCCUCCUGCGUGUCCCUGCUCUGCCGCCCCGCCUGCUCCCGCCAGGCCUGCUGUGGCCUCUCCUCGGGCCUGAACCCAGCCCACAUGGCCGCCUCCACCAUGUCCGUCUGCUCUGACGCCUGCACCAGCGCCUCCUGGCAGGUGGACGACUGUCCAGAGAGCUGCUGCGAGCCCUCCUGCUGCGCCCCCAGCUGCUGCCAGCCCAGCUGCUGUGCCCCCUGCCUGACCCUGGUCUGCACCCCGGUCAGCUGUGUGUCCAGCCCCUGCUGCCAACCCACCUGCACCAGCUCCUGCACGCCCUCGUGCUGCCAGCAGUCUUGCUGCCAGCCGGCCUGCUGCACCUCCUUCCCCUGCCAGCCAUCCUGCGGUGUGACCCUCUGCUGCAAGCCCGUCUGCUGUGUGCCCGUCUGCUGUGGGGCUUCCUCAUGCUGCCAGCCCUCUUGCUGCCAACAGUCUAGCUGUGCGCCCUCUUGCUGCCAGUCUUCCCCCUGCCAGCCGUCCUGCGGUGUGACCCUCUGCUGCAAGCCCGUCUGCUGUACCCCCAUCUGCUCUGGGUCCUCUCCUUGCUGCCAGUCCUCCCCAUGCCAGCCGUCCUGCUGUGUGCCCGUCUGCUGCAAGCCCUGCUCCAGCGUGUCCCUGCUCUGCCGCCCCGUGUGCAGACCCGCCUGCUGUGUGCCCACCUCCUCCUGCUGCGCCUCCUCCUGCCAGCCCAGCUGCUGCCGCCCGUCCUCCUGCGUGUCCCUGCUCUGCCGCCCCGCCUGCUCCCGCCAGGCCUGCUGUGGCCUCUCCUCGGGCCUGAAGUCCAGCUGCUGA
Jaculus jaculus (lesser Egyptian jerboa) is the source of this 1455-nucleotide messenger RNA. Its product is annotated as keratin-associated protein 10-2-like. Gene Ontology annotation, cellular component: keratin filament. Lineage: Eukaryota; Metazoa; Chordata; Mammalia; Rodentia; Dipodidae. The record is from RefSeq and is a predicted model, not a curated record. Bases 1 to 1455 code for a protein of 484 amino acids. The transcript has 2 exons.